GUGCUCUCCGUUCGGUUACCCGGAUAGAGAUUGACUAUAUAUAAAGGACAAUUGUAGGCGGGUGUUGUAGUUUAAACUAGCAGUCGGUAUCAAGCUAUUUCAUCUUGUGCUGCAGCGGGGAGAAUUAUUUGUGCGUUUUAAAUAUGGCUGGCGGUAAAGCAGGUAAAGACUCGGGGAAGACCAAGACGAAGGCUAUUUCGCGCUCGCAGAGAGCAGGACUGCAGUUCCCAGUGGGUCGUAUCCACAGACACCUCAAGUCUAGAACCACCAGCCACGGGAGAGUGGGAGCCACUGCAGCGGUGUACAGCGCGGCUAUUCUUGAAUACCUCACUGCUGAGGUCCUGGAGUUGGCAGGAAAUGCAUCAAAGGAUCUUAAGGUGAAACGUAUAACCCCACGCCACUUGCAGCUGGCCAUUAGAGGAGAUGAAGAGCUGGAUUCACUCAUCAAGGCCACUAUUGCUGGUGGAGGUGUGAUCCCUCACAUCCACAAGUCUCUGAUUGGAAAGAAGGGCCAGCAGAAGACCGUAUAACCUGAAGUGCUCCAAAAGUCGUGCCAUCUCAGGACGAAGUCUGCAUCAAGUGGUUAAAUGUCUUAGAUUAGAACACCUUUAGGAGUUAUUUGUAUGGUUGAGCUUGCAUUUACUCACCUGGGGUAUUUUUUAAAAGUGGCUUCAGAGAAGCUCAUUUUUGUGUUUUGGCUUUUUUUUUUUUUUUUUUCCUGGUGUUGCAGUUUUUGUGUCGAAACUUCCUUUUGUGGCAUUCCCAUGUUUAAAGUGGUGUUUUAAUAAAUCUCUUAUUGGGCAUUUGCAGUUUGCUCUUUCAGUUCUUGCUUGUUCAUGAGCUUCUGUUGUCAUGUCAUCACUUUCUACUCUGUAGGUAUUCAGUUGGCUACCCCAGUGUGGAAGGUGAACAUGUGUUUGGCUUUAGUGUUUUUAAUCUCUCCAGAUUCAAAGAAUCCAUCUUGGUUAAAAAGUGAAGGUCAACCACUGCUACCACAGCUUGCACAUGGAAAGCGUCAUGGAGUAUAUAAAACCAUCUUAAGCGUGCAAACCAUCAGUUUCAGUCUUGUGCUGUUGCAUGAAUUGCAGAGCAUGUUGAACAUCAGUUUACUGUUGGGCUGACAUGAACUGGGAAAACCUUGUCAUUUUUGGAUUCUGAAUAAAGACUGGACUGGCACAGUCAGAACAUUUUA
This is a messenger RNA of Lates calcarifer (barramundi perch), 1192 nucleotides long. RefSeq names its product histone H2A.Z. NCBI's taxonomy places the organism in Eukaryota, Metazoa, Chordata, Actinopteri, Centropomidae. The transcript is spliced from 5 exons. Gene Ontology annotation, molecular function: DNA binding; structural constituent of chromatin; protein heterodimerization activity. Gene Ontology annotation, cellular component: nucleosome. The coding region runs from base 144 to 530 and encodes 128 amino acids. The record is from RefSeq and is a predicted model, not a curated record.